This is a messenger RNA of Spodoptera frugiperda (fall armyworm), 668 nucleotides long. RefSeq names its product galectin-4. The transcript is spliced from 5 exons. The record is from RefSeq and is a predicted model, not a curated record. NCBI's taxonomy places the organism in Eukaryota, Metazoa, Arthropoda, Insecta, Lepidoptera, Noctuidae. Bases 111 to 533 code for a protein of 140 amino acids. Gene Ontology annotation, molecular function: carbohydrate binding; galactoside binding.
GCGGACUUGAAGUAAUUGCAUUGUAGUUCGACAGUCAAAUCCAACGGGUGUCAGAAACAAUUUCCGUUUUUCCGGCUAUUGAUCGUCAUAUAAAUAACUCCGAAGGAAAAAUGACUACAAUCGACAAUCCGACAGUACCGUUCACAAGACCCAUUCCUGGGCAUCUGCUCCCCGGCCGCAAAAUGGUCGUUAAGGGUGCAAUCUCUCCCAGAUCAGAUAGGUUUUCAAUAAAUUUGAAAUGUGGUAGCGAGGACAUCGCUUUCCACUUCAACCCUCGCUUCGGUGAGCAGAAAAUAGUUCGCAACUCUUAUAUUUCUGGCAAGUGGGGUCAUGAGGAGAUCAGUGGAGGCAUGCCGUUGGUAAGGGGAGAGCAUUUUGAAGCUCAAUUUGAAUGCAAUGAAGAUAAUUUUUCGGUGGAGUUGAACGGGAAACAUUUCUGCAAUUACUCUUAUCGCAUCCCAAUCCAUAAGAUCACCCACGUCAACGUGGACGGUGACGUCACGAUAAGUCAGAUCACCUUCGUGGACGCCUGAGCCAUCGCCCGAUCUCACAAUGGUACUUUUUUACUUAUGAACAAAUACUGGAAACCAAAUUUCUUUAUUUAAAUAUUUUUCUUUUAUCUUUAUGACUAUCAGUGUUUUUAUUCCAAUAAAAAGUCCUUUUGGUUU